AUGAGUUUAUGGAAUGACAUGUUUAUUGGCCAAGCUUUCUAUUACAUCCGUUUAAGAAAUGUACUGACUAGUGGGCGUUUCAUUUCUUCUUAUUCAUUAAUAUUGUUUCAUUAUUAUCUUAUUGCGAAUAUGGUAUCCAAGCGAGUUUAUGCAUGUGAUUACGGAAAAGGCCUGGCUAUUCUGGGUAUGCUACUUGCUCACACAUUUGAGGCUGGUAUUUGUGACUGGAAUCACGAUAUUGAACUCCACUAUAUCCAGCGAAUUCCAAUCGCUGUAAUAGUUGUAUUAGCGCCCUUAGCACUUAUCUGCCUUAUGGGGUUAUUUUUCACGUUCAUUACGUCCAUGACGUGUACUAUGAACAUCAUUCGAAUAGAGAGUAAAGGAAAAGGAGCUGUGAUGAGCUACUUUCUAUAUCGAUUUGCCUUUGCUAUUGUCCUCAAGUUUGUUGAGAUAUUCUUUAAAAAUUGGUGGCAGGAGUAUGGCAUUUUUCAAACCAUGUCCAUCCGCUUCCCUCAAGUUGAACUCGGAACGGACGGGGGUACGUUGGAUUCGAUCGGAGCUUGUGGUUUACUGGUCCCAGUUUCUGUGUAUUUGGUCCGACGCAUUCCUUGGGCUCGGAAGGAUUAUAAGCGCCAAGUGGUAAUCCUUUCUGCAAUUGCUGUUCUUCUUUUAUUUUUCUAUUUACCAAUUGCCGACUUUUUUGUGAUGCUGGCUGAAUGGCUCUUCAAAUAUGAAUUUAACUUCUUGGGAAUUAUUUGCAGCAAGUUCGGGAAAGGAAGUUUCAUGAUAGCGCAGUGUUUUCCCUUUGGAUUAGUGGGUGGGUGUAUUGCAAUAAUCAUGGUGAGUACAAAAUUAUGGAAACCUCUUUGGAUUUACGCAAGUAGCAUGAUGGGUAUAGCUGUUGCGGUGGCUAUUUUAUAUCUCGUAACAGAUCCGGAUCCCUUUAAUAACGUUUUAAGCUACAGAAAGCCAAGUUUUGUCCGUUUCUGUGAGUUGGGUUUUGAGUGUCUGGUGAUUGUAUUUGCAUCGCAUCUAUCAGACAACGAAUCGCGUCCUCUUUUGAAGCGAUACCAAUUCAACAAGCAUGUUACGUUUUUGAGACGAAUUAGCUGUGUAUCAUUGUCUUGUUACAUUUGGGAAACUUGGGUUUCUCGACAGAUUCGGAAGUUCUUUAUCGUGGUGGUUGGUUUUCCUUAUGAUUUGGAAAAGAAGGAGUCGCUGUGGAGCUUCUGGGCUGUUGGAGUUUUUAUGAUCGUGAAUCUGAUUGUGGACUUGUACAUAAUUACGUUCUGGGAGAAGAUCCAGUUCCGAUUCAGUAGUGAGCGAACGAUCGCAUGGAUCUUAUCGUGGUUAUUUAACCGAAAAGAGGAAGUGGAUUGGAAGGCCAGCAAUCAAAAGAUCAUUUAUGGACCGAUAAACGAGCUAGAGAAGGAGAUUAUUGAAUCGGAUGAGACCAAAGCAAAGAAAAACCUGUCUACUGAAGUUCAAAUGGUUGAAGUAGAUAUGGGCGAGAAGAAUCCGGAAACGACGGACGCUCCUCGACGUACUCAAAUUGGUAACAAGCAAGAAAUCCAGUUGAUGUCCACUUUAAUCGAAGCGAAUUCGAAUAUCGUUUCAAAAUAACUGUUGCUAUUCUAGAUGUGUUGCUAUUUGGAGGAAAGUAAUAGAGCCAAAUAUAUGUAUUGCAAAGAAGUGUAUACUAGGUAAAUGAAUGAGUUAUUUUU
Molecule: messenger RNA, 1724 nt
Organism: Blastocystis hominis
Lineage: Eukaryota; Bigyra; Opalinata; Blastocystidae
Exons: 1
Coding region: 1-1623 (540 amino acids)
Source: RefSeq, a predicted model, not a curated record